CCUUGUUUCGCUCUCCAUGGUUUCUCUCGCAACGCCCAUGGCCUCGCUAUGCCUUUGAAGCCCGAGGCCGCACUGGCCCUUGACACUCGAAUUGCAGCGUCAGACCUUUCAAGGCCUGCCUGCAGGCUUCCUCCUCCCUUCCCGCCUGCUUCUCCAGCAUGUUUUGCUUCGCCUGGAACGCCCAGCACCAGUGUGAACGCGUGGCUCAAGGUGGACACACCCCAUUCCUCUCAGACGCCCGAUCGAGGUUGCAGGACAUCACGUUCCACAAUCUCAAGCAGGAUGAGUCGAAAGAGAGUGGAGGAUCCUGGUGCAAACAAAUCCAGGUCUGAACUGGCUCACACAGAAGCCCGUACUGAGAUGACCUCCGCAAUGCAGAACCUCUUCCAGACUUUUGAUUUGGACCAGAGUGGCUCCAUCAGCCUUGAUGAGUUUGUCAAGGCACAGGAGUACGCCACUGAGCUCUAUGGGGUGCCAGGUGGAGAAAAGCAAGCGCUGGUCGAACAAUACUUGGAGGCACGAGCACCUGGACAAAUGCAGCUUUAUGGUGGUGGCCUGAGUUUCGAGGCCUUCGUUCGCUGGCAGCUGCAGUGGCAAGCUCCGUUCUGGGCCACUGGUGAGGAAGCUGAGAUCACCGAACGCUGCCGGAAGUUGGGGGAGCACAUCAGAUCCAGGAGGAGCACUUUGAGAGACUCUCAGCGAACGCCUAGACACCGCCCACGGCGCCAGAACUGGCCGCCGCAGGCACCCAACGGCACAAGAUCAUGUGCGCAUCGUGGACCACGAUCUGCAAGACGAUAUGUUUGUGGUGGGGGUAUGUCUACAGCUGCCAAGGGAUUUGUCCAACCACCCCCUGAGGUGGCACGUGACAUCAAAGCCUACGAAGACGUCCAAAACCUUCGGGAGGAGUCUUCAGAUGACGAAGAGUAUCGGCAGAGAAAGCUAGCACAAGCUGCUUUAGUGCAGGAGGAAGCGGAUGAGCUCCGAUUCAUCGCAGAGGCCGAUGUGAAGUCAAACAUCCUUGCUGCCAAACUGCAAGUGGCCCGGCUUGAGACCCUCGAGGCGCUUGUGCCCAGCCAGCGAGAGGCAUGUCGUGUCAAGCAGAAGCACACCCUGGAAGAGAUGCAAAAGUUUGUGAUUUCCCUGGCUGAAAGACAUGUUGGAGAAAUGGUGGUGCGCGGGCGCAUUGUUCGUGGGCUCCACUCCUCACUGCAAUCCACCCUGGAGCUGCAGGAUGUCGUGUCCAAGGUCAAUGUGACCACCACGAAGUCUGAUUCAGAAGGUGUCUUCAAGCUCUCUACAGCCGUCAGCCCGCAGAAAGGCGGAAGCGACCUACUCUUGGUUAAUCGGCAUUCUGGCGCUGCCACAUUCUACCGAAAAGUUGCAGGGGAAGGCCUCCGGCGAUGUCGCCUGGAUUUGCUGCCGAUGCAUUCCUGGUACUUCGAGGCAGAGUCCGGAUCUACACUCUUCGAGGACAAGCAGAGUGGAGUGAGGUUUCGCAUUCCGCAGCUCCAGAAAGCUGGGCAGCCCUUCGCAGGGAAGGCCAAGCUCUCGUAUGCUGUGGUCCUGCCUGAUUUCGGGUCCAUGGGCCGUCCCGUGAUCAAGCUCAAGAGGCGCGACAACGCGAGGGACAUUGCUCUAGCGGAAGCUUCUCGAGUGUCUGCCAUGGCCUGUGCUGCGGUCCCUGAGCGCCACGGGCGCAGCUUGGCGGGCUCGCAGGUGCCGCUGAUCCUUACCUCUGCAGUUUUUGCACGCCUGUGCGAUGCGGAUGGAGAAGAGUUGGACAUGCACGACCGGCUUGAGGUUUUUUUGCCGUGUCACAGCUUGGCCUUGAAAGAGCUCACAACGGCUCCGUCACUCUGGAGCUUUCAAGAAGACUUGGCUGAGUGGUGCCAGACACCGCACUUGAUUUGCGCGAAUGAGAGGGAGCUCCCAUUGCCACGACAGCCAGAGGCAGAGACCGAAAGUAGCCGAGCAAAGAGCUUUGCUCAAACCUCUCGUCCAGAUGCUGGUGAAGGUUACAGGGCACAGCAAGAGGCUGUUGCUGCCGCAGAGCUCCAACGCGGUCACGAGGCUUGGAUACGGCACUUGCGGCAAGAACCACAAGCCCAUUUGGAAAACACUUGCUAUUGUGGCUACCGCGCAAAGGAGGCAAUUAUGAUUUAUUUCCGUAAGAAUCGCAAAGAUCUACGGCUGGCUGAGCCACCGAAGCGCCUGUUUGCUGGAGUUGAGCCAGAUGAAACCGGUUACCGCCAGUGCUUUCCUUAUCGAACGACGGAUGAUAUCGCAGCCAGCGCAGAGCGAGCAGCCGCACACCCAGAGGUUGUGAUGUCUCACCAUCUCACUGCAGCAGCUCGCUUGUUGGAUCCAUCGCCGGAGAUUGCCAAGGAUCUUGGGCUGAGCCCAGGAAGCUUGUUUACUUUCCAACACUAUGACCAGAUCUCCAGUCGCGUUUUGCCACACUUGCGUCACUUGGCCGCCUUUUUAGUGGACGGUGCACGCGCCAUCCACUCGGUGACGGGGGACGAGCUCAUGCAAGUAGCAACAGUAGCGAUCAAGAUGGCGGCCUUGGAGUUCCUGGUGAACUGCUGGAUUUUUCCACGAAAGACCAACUCGGCACCAACCACUGUGCAUGAGCUUUGGGAGGCCUUGAAAGUGCGCGGUGGCGAUGUAGCAACUGCGUUUCUUUCUGUUGCCUUGCAACAGGCCAAUCGAGACGCUUUGGCCAGCAUUCGUAAACAGCUGCGGCACAGAAAUCGGAGGCUUUGGGCUUCUUACCACGAGCUUUUGCCUGCGCUCUGUGGGAAGAGCCUGGAGCAAAUGGAUACUCAGCUGAGUGGGCGAGCCAAGGUGCAGGAGCUUCAGGAAAUGGUUCUUCAUAGAGGCUCCCGCUGCCGCAGCGCCCAAGUCCGUGCGGCGCUGCACGAGUUGCCGCAGCGGCUUUGUGCGGCAGAGCAGAAGGCCCUGGAGAAGCGCGUGGCUCUGAAAGAAGCCCAGACAGCGGCAGUCCAGGUCUCGAAAGACUGGACGAACGCCGUCCGGCGGCUGAAGAAAGCAAAACUGGAGAACGAUCUCACUAAGCAACUGAGCGAGCAGAAAGUGACGAGAGAGCUUGCCACUUUGGUAAGCGCCAAGAAGGAGGAGGUCGCCAGGCUUGCGCACGAAGUGCAGCAAGCAGAGGAGGAGGCCGAGUCGGAGCAGACAAUGCAAGGGCCAGCAGAUCGUCUUGCACAGGAUGCAUCUGGGGCGAUCACACAAUCCGAUGAUGCCGAGCAAGCAUGGCAAGAAGUGAUGUCCAACGUACCAGCAGCACUAUGGGAGUAUGGAUAUCCAAAGGCCUUGACCUUCUCCUUUGAGAUUCCCACGCUCGGCCAAUGGCAUGCAGUCGGAAUGGCUGAGGCAGCUCCGCACAGCGACAUGGAAGCAGCCAAGUCCAAGGGCUGGUCAGCGCGGCCAGACGACAACAGCAGGACAAGAGAAGGACAAGAGGAGGAAGAGAUGAGUGUGGACUUCAACUUCUUCAGCCAGCUCCCGACCCCUGUGCAACCGGCCUUGCGGACGUCCGCCAUGGUUCUGGGCAUUUUUGAUGGUCAUGAGGCAGGCGUGGUGGCCGUGGAGGUAUGUGCUUCCAGCAUGGGCAAUUCGGGGACCGCGUUCUCUCAGGUAGAGGCCGAUGGAACUUUCUGCAUUUUUGUAGCAGCAAAGGCUACCUUUGAGCUGUGGUUCACAGUAGCAGACACCGUCUCUUCGCCACUUCGAUUUGGCCCUUUUUUGGCGCGUAGCUGCGACGAGGUCACACACUUGGGUACCUUGCGCGCAAGCUACUCCACAAAGCCGGGUGAGUGGCGAAAACCUGUUGCGCCCGCUGGGGCAUUCAUCAUGCUUCCUCGCGUGGAGAUCGGGGGCACGACCCAUGAAAGAUGUAGCUGCAACGCGCAAGCCUUCCUUGAGGGUACUGAAACCAGCACGGACGAGCUCAGCAAGGAAUUGUCAAAAGGAGAGCUGUCAAAGGAGCUCUCACGGCAAGAGGUAAGCACAGAGACCUGAGUGUCUUGGAGGUUAAGGACAGCCUCUGACGUGGUUUGGGCCCGUGUGUCCAUUUCAGAUUGAAUGUUUUGUUGCUCUUGCUACUUGUACAGAAAGUCUUCGAAUUAAAUAACCGAUGUGUCCAAGCCAACCUGUGUUUGUUCCUGUGAGGAAAGCAAGAAAGCGAUGAUCUGUCGACUGCAGAUUCCAUAAUCAUAUGAUCCCAUUAUUGUUUGCAAAAAGAGAACACAACAUGCAAUCACACGAAACUAUGGUUGUGCUUUUGUGAGCUAGUUUUUUCUGCCCAAGAAGGGUAGAUUCUAGGUCGAUCCGUGUUGAGUGAUGCCAAGUAGGGAAG
Durusdinium trenchii is the source of this 4384-nucleotide messenger RNA. The record is from the annotation of a GenBank genome assembly. NCBI's taxonomy places the organism in Eukaryota, Dinophyceae, Suessiales, Symbiodiniaceae.